AUGUCUGAUAACCCUCUUAAAUGUCUAUUGCCUGGCUGCGAAGGAACUCCCGAGUUCUUAGACAAGACCGCUGCUCGUAGGCAUCGAUACCGAUACCAUGCUGUACCAGUUCCCUUUGAAAUUCAGGGCAGUCUGUACAUCAUCGCCCACUCCAAUACACGUUAUUCUUGCCCAUUGCCUGGGUGUGGCCAAAGCUUCAAACAGCGAGACAGCAUCGAACACCACAUCGUCACGGAUCACAAUGACGGGACUGAGCUCAAAAUCUUCGGUACCCCAGCGCCAGCUCUGCCAGGAAACCCAAUCCAAAAAGGUGCUGGCAAUACCUCGGCAAAGGUGCUGGUGCCAGCCGCUACGUCCACUCAGGAGAUUGCCUCCUCAGGAACCCGAUCUAAUGUGAAUUCUGGCAAGGCACAUCUCAUGCCCGGAGUCGACUACUUGAAGUCCAACGAGGUCCUCGACGCCCUUGGGAUACCCCCCGCGGAUCUGCAGGCUGUCUUGGAUUUUUGCUCAAAGUCCAAGGUGUAUACAAAACCGCAGCAUGUCAAAUUACCCGCUGCUGGAGGACCGCCCGUUCAACUCCUUGGUGACCCAAGCGAUGGUCUGGCCUGCAAAGCUUCGUCAGAAUGCGAAUAUUGCGUAAGGGACUUGCAGACCAUGCAAAGACACCGUCGAGAAAAACACGGUUCCACAGCUUUGGGGGAGGUCUGCCAUAGACCUUGCAAGGUCCAACGUCUGUUCACAGGUGUAGGCGGCUCCUUUUUUGAAAUCGGUCAGAAGAUCUUGCCAGGAGCUAGGCCCAACCUGAAGGAGACCCUCAAGGCUACGUUCUUACCUGCAAUCGAUGUUCCCUUGGUCGUGCCGGCGGAUACUGAACGAGAGCGAACCCCCCUUGUUAAAUUUAUGGGCUGGGAUAAGUUUCAGAACGACGUCCGUAUGAAUCCUGCGCAGAGACGUGCUGCAGAACAAAUCAAAAAGAAGCAUACCGAGGAGGAGCACGGCGGUAUUUUCCCCCGACUGGCCAUAGCUAUCCAGGACCAUUUUGUGAGAGCCGCGACGAUCUUAGAUGGUCACCCUCAGAGGUUGAGUCUCGCAAAAAUCUUGAUUCACGGCGAUGCCAUUCCACGGGAAAGCAACUCGCAUUGGAAGCCAAUCUCCGCUGAAAACUCAGAAUAUGCAAAUUUCAUGCUCCAAUUAUUUCGAAACAUCAUCCGCAUUCAUCUCGGAUUCGCCUUGGACUUCUCAUUUUCACUCUCUGCAUUGCAGACUCGUCGUCUCGAGGACCUUCUCACCGUUCUUAGGGACGAAGCAGCAUCCCCCAGGAAGAGGAUGAUUGCCUACCAUGAUCUCGCUUGGUCAUUUGUGAACACCGACCCAUCCCUUUGCGCAACAGAUCAUUGGGGAAACCCUAUUCAGCGAGCCAUCUGGCUGAGAGCCCUCCGUGCUGAUGGAAAUUUCUGUGAAGCCAACAUCCUUACCCCAGACCUGGCUAAAAUUAAAUACCUGUGCAACAUGACCUCGCUCCUCGAGGCCCUCAUGGACAAGGAGGAUGAGACAGAUUCCGUUCACGCCGACGACAAUGAACGUGUAAUGCAAAUCCAUCAGCAGGUUUUGCAACUGGGCCGUCCUCACACGUUCAACAUCGUAUACGAAAUGCAGCAGUAUGCAUCAGCACUGGCCUUGAAUCAAAUGAAAGAGCCCAAUGUAUACGUCGAUCCUGACGUCAAGUCGAUCACCAUCGGCACUCAAACCAUGCAAAUGGACAAACUUCGACAGGGCAUCCAGGACCGCGUGAAUGACCUGACUCUACGAUACGCUGCCCUCACGAACGACAACAUCAUGUUGACGAGGAUGCCAGACCAUGUCAAGGAUGAUCUCACCAACACCAGGCGGGGUUAUUCCUUCAUGUCCGAGGAGCCAUUUUACGAGAAGCGUCAUUCUCUCUUCUUCUUCUUGGUGCAGUCUCACAACCUCGCUAUGGUCGACAACGAAGGUAGGAUAGCUUGGAACAUUCCGGGGAUCAAGGAAUUCCUCAGACGCUCAUUGCGAGUCUGGGAGCCUUUGUACCAUUUGCUCUUCAUAGUCACUCACAUCUCCUGUCGAGGAACUCAGUUCGUCGACCAUCAGAUCACCAAUGCCGACAGGCAUCGUAAUCUCUUCAUGGGAGGCAAGGAGAUGUUUGUGCUCACUGCCUACAGUAAGAAGACAGGCAUCACAGAUAGAGACUCGUGCACCCCUGGCUUCGUGCCAAAGGACAUUGCUUUCUGGGUCCUCGAAAUGCUGGGAGGUGGCUUACGAACCGCCGAAGCCAUCCUGGCUGGGGUUGCAUAUGGGAAGGAGUCAGAGCAUCUGUACAGAACGUAUCUAUGCGUGGCUGAAGGCCAGAGAAUCACUGCUGCCAAGUUUUCAGACAGCAUCCAACAUUGGAAUCUGGAAUACUUCGACUGUCGUUGGGGAUUGAGAGAUUUCCGUCAAGGCGCGAUAACAAUGGGACGGGAAUUCAUAGCCGCAGACCAUUCUUAUGAUGAAACUGACAACAUCCUCUCCGAGUCUGCCGACCACUCCACUGCCAUGGACCAUAGCCACUACGCCGUAGUUCUAGGGGCAGUACCUCGACUUUCUAACAACAGCAUGUGCAAGCACAGAUGGUUGGGUGAUCAGUGGCACAGCGUCCUAGGCCUCGGCCCUUUGCCACCUCCGGAACCCAUUCGAACAAGCAGAAAGAGCAUGUCCAACGGAACCACCCUGGAGUCCAUUGGCGAUUUGGUCAAGAAAACCACCUCCAGUGCCCUUCAAUCAUUCUUCGAGAACGACUUCUCGACCAUGUUGAAGGAUGUGGUCUCCGCUGCUCUUGCUCCACCUCCCAGACAGGCUGUGAACUGGGAGAAGAAGGACUCGGGCGAAUUAUUCGACAGCUGUCGUGCUGAUCCGUCCGCCACCACUCGAGAGGGAUCGCCAGCUCCGAGUGGCUACAUCGAAUGUGGAAACAUGCUCUCCGACUCUCCCCUGCCAGCAUCAUCCAUAGAAAGCUUGUCGCAGACUGAAUCCAUAGACGACUUUCUGCCUUCACCCGACAUCAUCAUUCCGACCUAUGGUUCUGCCACAGACUACAAGGGGAAGGGAAGGGCGUACGAGCCAGGCCAACCUCGACCGUCCAAGUCCAAACCUGCAUCAGUCUUGUCGAUUAGCAGUGCUGAUAGUGCAAGCCAUUCCAGAUCCUCCAGUCUGUCCCCUGUAACGGACUACAAACGAAAGGCUGGGACUCGCAAACCUGGCCAAUCCAAGCACCAGUCAGACCUGGGAUCUCUCCCCAGUUCAGCUCCGGUUGCAGCUAUAUACCGGAGCCGCAAGCAUACUCUGGAGCACGUCAGUGAGACCGAAGGAGAGCAAGAACCUCCUAAACGUCUGAAACGUCUUCGUCGACCUACUGCCUCACUGCCAAAGGAGAACGAGGACUGGGAAAUCAUGGACCCGACGACCGACGAAGACCUGUCGGAUUUCAUAGUGCCUGAUAGCAGUCGAGCAUCUUCGCCGCCGCCUGCUGUGGUGGAGAUCAGAGAACAAAUUCGAGACGCAAUUCGAUUCCUGAGGAAGGACCCCACUGCGAAGGAGAAGAGCAGAGAGCAGAUGGAUGCGCUGGUGGGAAUCAUGACGGAAACUCGUGAUGUCCUCGUCGCCAUGAAGACAGGGGGCGGCAAAAGCAUGAUGUGGAUGGUUCCCUCAAUCCUCGACGAGAAUGCGAAAUCCAUCGUCGUCUGCCCAUUCGUGGCAUUGCUAGAAGAACAGUACAAGAAGACGGUUGCUGGUGGCUUGCGAUGCCACAAUUACUCUCAAUCCAAGGAAGUACCGGACGAUGUUCAGGUCCUUUUCAUUCAGGUGGAGCAUUGCUCGUCUACUGUUUUUGCUAAUCUCCUCGUGUCCCCCCUUGGGAAUAAAUUCACCAGGGCCUUCGUAGAUGAAUUUCAUGAUAAUGUCAACUGCCAUCCGGAACGAAUAAAGGCAUGGGGGGUUCUUGCCAGGCAAUUCAGCGCCAUGAGGAUACUGAUCUGCCUCCUGUCCGCUACUGCCCCUCCCCAUCGGUUGUCGAGCUUCAUCAAACCAUUCGGUAUGAAGGUGGACAACCUCGCCCAGUUCAGGUCUUCAACAAACCGUCCAGAAAUUGGAAUGCACGUCGUUCCGGUCCAGCCUAUUAUAGCACAGCAAUCAUUAGGUCGUCUGGUUUGUGCACUCAACGGACUCUUGGAUGAUGACGAACGUAUCUUGGUAUUCUUUUGCUCGCAAGUCGAGGCGGAGACCUUUGCAGUCCUGCACAAAUGUGCAGUCUAUCACAGCAACCUCUGGGCGAACGGAAAUACCAAGGCCUACAACCUCGACCUCUGGGACAGAGGAGAAUCAAAGGUGAUGGCAUGCACCACGGCUUUCGCACAGGGUAUAGACAGAUCCAAAGUUCGAUUCGUGGUUAUCUUCAAACCGGCAUAUGGGCUUGUAGUGAACAACCAAAUGCUGGGUCGCGCAGGUCGUGAUGGAAGGGAGUCCCAUGUGUUUUUUGUCAGCGACGUUACUGGCAUAGCAUCCUUCAAAGGGUCCAAGAGGAAUCAGGACGAAUGCCUGCUGGAGUUGGACCGAGUGGUCCAUGGUCCGGAGUGUCGCCGAUACACCAAUACGGUCUGCAUGGAUGGCGUCGAUCUUGCAACUCGUUGCAAUCAAGAACCUCGUGGCGUCCCUUGCGACAUUUGCGAUCCAGAUAGCCCGAUGCAGCAGUUCGCCAUACAAGCCCUGUCGCAAGAACAAACAUCCAUCUCACACACUCCAGCUGUGCAGGCCCCACCUCCUGCAUUUGUGCCAGCAAGCAGAUUAGCACAAACCAUGGAGAACGCCCCUGCCAUGUCACAGGAGGACGCUGAACCGGCCCAACCACUGUCGCAGGACAGCGAUGCCCUGUAUGGCAUGGACUCACAGAUAACCUCGUCUCAAGCUCUCGUGCUUGACGCCAUUGAGGUCAUUCACAAGCCCCGCGACAACAUGAAAAACAUCUUCAUGCCUUCUGCGUCAUCCUCUUCAAGACUCCAGCUGCCACCCCCCUCAUCACUUCCCAGUGAUUCCCGUACCUUUGCAUCCAGGGCGGAACAGUGCUGCUUACCCCAGUCAAGAAACCACAACGGCGAGGAACCAGCUUGUCAUGCUGGGUUGCUCUACAAGAAAGGGGUGACUUGCCCAUUCUCUGGAUUCAUCUUCAAGACCGUCUUCUGUUUCUGGUCCAGAGAGGAGUUCAGACGUCACUUGAUUCAGGAUGUCAGCCAAGGGGCCCAGCUCUCGACAUUGACCGACUUCAUUGCAUGGGCAGUCCAAGAACAUGCUGAAGAAGGUAAAUACAAUAAUUGUGUCGAGGCUUUCCUCUGGUUCUGCAGCGAGGUGGAGAAAGCAAAGCCUGACUUUUUCAUGUGA
Messenger RNA from Suillus clintonianus, 5442 nucleotides. RefSeq lists its product as uncharacterized. The coding region runs from base 1 to 5442 and encodes 1813 amino acids. Gene Ontology annotation, cellular component: cytoplasm; chromosome. NCBI's taxonomy places the organism in Eukaryota, Fungi, Basidiomycota, Agaricomycetes, Boletales, Suillaceae. Gene Ontology annotation, biological process: double-strand break repair via homologous recombination. Gene Ontology annotation, molecular function: ATP binding; four-way junction helicase activity; 3'-5' DNA helicase activity. The record is from RefSeq and is a predicted model, not a curated record. The transcript has 13 exons.